Messenger RNA from Bubalus bubalis (water buffalo), 4848 nucleotides. RefSeq names its product calcitonin receptor like receptor (gene CALCRL). Gene Ontology annotation, cellular component: plasma membrane. The record is from RefSeq and is a predicted model, not a curated record. The transcript is spliced from 17 exons. NCBI's taxonomy places the organism in Eukaryota, Metazoa, Chordata, Mammalia, Artiodactyla, Bovidae. Gene Ontology annotation, biological process: adenylate cyclase-activating G protein-coupled receptor signaling pathway; angiogenesis; cell surface receptor signaling pathway. Gene Ontology annotation, molecular function: calcitonin receptor activity; calcitonin gene-related peptide receptor activity; adrenomedullin receptor activity. Bases 623 to 2014 code for a protein of 463 amino acids.
UGCUGAGCACAUACAAUGUGACAAGUCUCCAGUCCACUCAGAACAACAGCCUCUCCAGCAGAGUGUCACCUCCUGCCUUAGGAUCACCAAGCUCUGCUUGCUGGACCUCACCCUGCCUCCAGGAUCAUAUUGCAAGGCUUUCACCCUUCCCCACCUUGCCUGGGGGUACAUUUCCUCUGCGGAAUCUCAGAAAAUCAAAUUCCAUCCUAAGAAUAGUUCACCAAGAAUUUCCUUAGGAGCUGUUCUGGGGUCCUACGAUGAUACACCAACCACUUGUGCUACCACCAGUCAAAACUAUGGAUGGCCCCACCUUCAGGCGGAAUCUUUACCAUUGGAGCCACCGGGAAAGCACGAUAGAAGUAGAGGUGGAAACAUUUAGUGCUUAGAUCAUGGCUUGGAAUUGAGUCAUGACCUCCAGAUUUAAGACAUUCUUCAAGACAAUUUUGAAUAUGAUCCAAGAGAAAAUGUGAUUUGAGUCUGGAGACAAUUGUGAUUAUCAGCUAAUAGUAAAAGCCCAGUGUAGCUGACUGAAAAGAAAACAUAAUUUGGAAGAUUGCUACAAUAUAAAGAGAAGUUUCUUUUAGUUUGAUUUAUAUAUAUAGCAUAUUUCAUUUUGGCUUUAAUGAUGGAGAAAAAGUUUUUCCUGUCUUUUCUGUUCCUCUUGCCUUUUUUCAUGAUUCUUGUUAUAGCAGAAUCCGAAGAAGAGAACCCCGAUGACUUAAUUCAGCUGGGUGUUACUAGAAAUAAAAUCAUGACGGCUCAAUAUGAAUGUUACCAAAAAAUUAUGCAAGACCCUGUGCAACAAACAGAAGGCAUUUAUUGUAACAGAACCUGGGAUGGAUGGCUGUGCUGGAAUGAUGUUGCUGCAGGAACGGAAUCAAUGCAGCACUGCCCCGAUUACUUUCAAGAUUUUGAUCCUUCAGAAAAAGUUACAAAAAUCUGUGACCAAGAUGGAAACUGGUUUAGACAUCCAGCAAGCAACAGAACAUGGACAAAUUAUACCCAAUGUAAUGUUAACACACAUGAGAAGGUGAAGACUGCACUGAAUUUGUUUUACCUGACUAUAAUUGGACAUGUAUUAUCUAUUGCAUCACUGCUUAUCUCACUUGGCAUAUUCUUUUAUUUCAAGAGCCUAAGUUGCCAAAGGAUUACCUUGCACAAAAAUUUGUUCUUCUCUUUCGUUUGUAAUUCUGUCAUAACCAUCAUUCAUCUCACUGCAGUGGCCAACAACCAGGCCUUAGUGGCCACAAAUCCUGUUAGUUGUAAAGUGUCCCAGUUCAUUCAUCUCUACCUGAUGGGCUGUAACUACUUUUGGAUGCUUUGUGAAGGCAUUUACCUACACACGCUUGUCGUAGUGGCUGUAUUUGCAGAGAAGCAGCACUUGAUGUGGUAUUAUUUUCUUGGCUGGGGAUUUCCACUGAUUCCUGCUUGUAUUCAUGCUGUUGCCAGAAGAUUAUAUUACAAUGACAACUGCUGGAUCAGUUCUGAUACGCAACUCCUCUACAUUAUCCAUGGCCCAAUUUGUGCUGCUUUAUUGGUGAAUCUUUUUUUCCUAUUAAAUAUUGUACGUGUUCUUAUCACCAAGUUAAAAGUUACUCACCAAGCAGAAUCCAAUCUCUACAUGAAAGCUGUGAGAGCCACACUUAUCCUGGUGCCGUUACUUGGCAUUGAAUUUGUGCUGAUUCCAUGGCGACCUGAAGGAAAGAUUGCAGAAGAGAUAUAUGAUUACAUCAUAAACAUCCUCAUGCACUAUCAGGGUCUCUUGGUAUCUACAAUUUUCUGCUUCUUUAAUGGAGAGGUUCAAGCAAUUCUGAGAAGAAACUGGAAUCAAUAUAAAAUCCAAUUUGGAAACAACUUUUCCCACUCAGAUACUCUCCGUAGUGCAUCUUACACAGUUUCAACAAUCAGCGAUGGUACAGGUUACAGUCAUGACUGUCUAAGUGAACACUUAAAUGGAAAAAGCAUCCACGAUACUGAAAACGUGGUCAUAAAACCGGAGAAGUUAUACGAUUGAUAAUAGAGGGUGUAUUGCUGAACUAUUUUUUGCCACUCCUAACUCAAGGAUUUGGAUCCAUGACUUUACAACCACAAGACUUCAGUAUUAGAUGAAUUAGUUGAAGGUGAUAAAGAAAACGCUCAUGAAUUCAGUCGUGUGUUGAUAAAUGUUUCGCACUAGCUCCAUGGGGGAAAAUUGUCUUGAUCUAUGAUUUUUGCCAGUUUUAGGUUGUAAAUACUCCCACCAUGACUCAUUUCCAGCUAUCAACAUCACUGCAUGUGGAACUGGGUAAAGAUGAGCACAUUCUAUUCCUGUAGGUUGGUUUGAGCCACCUCCAGGACACUACUGCUUAAAUCCACAAAUAGUUAUAAAAGUUCAUAGACACGGUGGGCACAAUUCCACUCCUGUUGCCUAAAGAGGCCUAGUGAAGGCCUCUUUGGCCUUCAGAUUUGGAGGGAAAAUGACCUUUCAUUCGUUUUUAAAAUCUUUUCCCCAAGUUCAUUGCUGCAGUUGAUUUUUUACCCAGAAAAUGUUCUAGCUCUUUUGUUUUUAUUUUUUAAAGUGAACCUGAUAAUUAAUUAUUCCUCUUUGCUUACUGUCUUCUCCCCAGGAAAAAUAUUGAGCAGAAUUGCUGUUGGCUACUUAUUUGCUGAUUCAUCACAGUUAUACCCUUUGUCAUAUGCAUUUUUGAGACUUGAUGAAUAAUAUAUAUGACAUGCAAUCCUGCUUUGGUAUUAUUAGGGAGACAUCUUGGUUGAUACUGCAAAACAUGUUGUCAACUACUUUCCUAUAUUAGUACACAAAUGGGAAGGAAUUCAUGUCCAUGUACCUGUAAAUAGAAACCUUGCCCCUUCCAUUUCUACUAUAUGGACAAAUUAGCAAUUAUUUUACAUGAAGGAAAUCAAUGAAGGGUUUAUUAUUUCCUCAAAAGUUUGUAAAAAAUUGUGAAAAAUGAGCUUGUAAAUACUCUUUCAUUCUAUUUUAUAGCCUCAAAUAUAUACAAUCUACAUAAUUUUUAAAAACAAAUGCUUAAUGUAACAAAGUGUGCAUGCUAAUAUCUGAUACUGUCUCUGGGCUAAUUUUAUAAUAAAAUAGAAUCUGGAAUUCUAUAUUUGUUUAUUUUAAAGACAACCAGAUGUCAGCAUCAGAAGUUUGAGAACUAGGUUUGAGAAAUAUCUAUGAUAAGAUAUAAAAUAUUUAUUUAAAUAUCCCUCAAGGCCAUUGUUUUAUUGAAUAUUUUUGCUUUGGUGAUUCAAAUCUUAAUAAUAGGUAUGUUUGACAUAUUUUUCCUUUUAUUUUGACGAUGAAUUUUCAUUCUAAUCCAGAAAAUUUAAAUGACUUCUGUAACAAAUGCCUGUUUGUUACUCUUUUGGUUUUUAUCCCAUUAAAAAUAUUACUUUCCUGACUUACUAUAAGAUGAUAUAUAGUUUUGGAAAUACUCCAGGCUAUUUUUUAAGACUAGACAAAUAUAUAUCACAUACAAUGUUUUAAUAUUUUAAUAGAGAUAGUAUAUAUGAUGAUACAAUACAGUAUUGGAACAUUUAUGGAAUAAUGAAAUUAAGAUGGAAGAAAUCUUCCCUAAUGAAUUAAAGUGAUAUUUAAAUGGGAUUCAUUUUCCCUAAUGUCAUUUUCCACUGAAAUUUUUGAAAUUCAUAAGUCAAUUUUGGCAGGAGAAUUCAUUAUUUUUCUUUUUUGUGUGUGGUGUGUCAAUCUGCUUAAAAUAGAGUAGACUAAUGACUUAGUCAUCACAGGUUUUUUCUUAAGCUGUAAAUAAAUGGUAAGUUCAGAAGCCCUCUGAAAUUGUCCAGGAAAAUCAUCUAAAUUAAUAAGAAUUCACUUAUUAAAAGGACUGAUCAAUAGAUUUAUGAUUUACCUAUACACAGGUAAAAGCUGUAUUGUUAGUCUCAGAUUUAUGGAUUUCAAAAUAAGUUGUCAUUAAAAGAUAUGCAGGCUGUUCCAGUCUUUCUAAUGCUAAAUUCUAUAAUUCCUUUAAAUAAACUUACUUUUAGCUAUUAUUCAAAGACACAGAUUCAAGUCCUUUGCUGGCACUGUUUAUAUGUUUCAGCAUUCUACCAGACAAACUAUCAAGUCUUAACCAUAAAUGACAAUAGAAAAUGUCAAAUUAUCCACAAGCAUCAUAUUAAAAAUACAUUGUAACUUUCAAGUAUUUUUACUGUGCUUUUAUCAUAUUCAGUUUAGAUCAGAUUUCCUUUUUGGCCAGGAUUUAUCUAUUGUACCACCUUUAGGCGUAGACAGUCCAUGAUUAAUGAGUGUUAGUUUUGUACCCAUAUAUUUUUGGAAGUAAUAUUUUUAAAUAUUAGACUUCUCUAAAGCUGAAGUACUAAUAAUUAAGAUCUCCUUUGUAUUUUACUCAUGAAGAAAAAGUAAAACAUAUAAUUUUUAAAAACAAACUGCUUUGGUAUCUAAAGGCUUACUGGGGAAUUUCUAACUUUUAAAAUGUAAAUCUGCUACUUUUCUGCAAGUACUUGCAAAAGUCAUUUUAAUUUUUUAAAAAUUCUAGUGUGUCAUUUUUUUAAAUUCUAAAUUUAUUUAGUGUGUUUAUUCAUAGAAUAUACAUUCUGACAUUUAGUGUUUGUUCUAAUGUAAUUCAUUGUACAUAGACGUAGUGGUAGCUGCCGUGCUGUAUUUAUUGCUUGAUAACUUUUUUACAAUGUGAACUUAUUUUAAUUUUCACUUGGUUUUAAUAUGCUAAUAAAAACUAUCAUUUCUUUUAUUUCUAAAACAUACCCAAGAUAUUCUUUUCAAUUAACUCAUGUUAUGCCUACUUAAUGUAUAUCUCCAUAUUUUGACUGUAUGAAAAUAUUAAAGGUAUGAGCUAAAGUUGAUUUUCA